Messenger RNA from Solea senegalensis (Senegalese sole), 702 nucleotides. RefSeq names its product alpha-1-antitrypsin homolog. Lineage: Eukaryota; Metazoa; Chordata; Actinopteri; Pleuronectiformes; Soleidae. The transcript is spliced from 5 exons. Gene Ontology annotation, biological process: negative regulation of endopeptidase activity. Bases 1 to 654 code for a protein of 217 amino acids. The record is from RefSeq and is a predicted model, not a curated record. Gene Ontology annotation, molecular function: serine-type endopeptidase inhibitor activity.
AUGACGUGUCACACCUGGAAGUCUGACCUUUGUUUUGCUUCCGCAGGAAAGUGGGAAACUCCAUUUGAACCUGAAAGCACCAGGGCAGAUGAGUUCCUGGUGGACGAGAACACCAAGGUUCCGGUGCAGAUGAUGUACAUGGAGGAAAGCGUCCACACCUAUUACGACAUGUCCAUCAACACGUCCGUCCUCUACCUCCCUUUCAACGGCUCCUCCUACGGCAUGAUGCUGCUGUUACCGGACGACAUGGAGACGCUGGAGAAUUCCAUUUGCCCAGCUCACGUCACUAAAUGGCUGAAGUGGAUGAAAAAAAAGCAGUAUGACAUCCACGUUCCAAAGUUCUCCAUCAAGACGUCGUACGACCUGAAGGACAUUUUGACCGACAUGGGAAUGUCGGACAUGUUUGGUGACCGUGCAAAUCUGGCGGGAAUCUCUGACCUCAAACUGGCCGUGUCACAGGUUGUGCACAAAGCGACUCUGGACGUGGACGAGGCUGGAGCCACAGCUACAGCUGCUACAGGCAUCGGCAUCACGCUGCUGUCCUUCCGGAUUGUCCCCGUGUUGAAAUUCAAUCGUCCCUUCAUGGUGGUCGUCAUCGACCGCGUCUCACAGGACACUCUCUUCCUUGGCAAGAUUGUCAACCCGAACGUGUGACGUGGCGGCGACGUCACAAAUAAGAGAAUAAAGCACUGAAAACCCUGA